Molecule: messenger RNA, 1880 nt
Organism: Penaeus vannamei (Pacific white shrimp)
Lineage: Eukaryota; Metazoa; Arthropoda; Malacostraca; Decapoda; Penaeidae
Source: RefSeq, a predicted model, not a curated record
CUCCGAGUGGGCGCCAUCGGGCAACACCACUGACUUUCCCUCUUAUUACUAGGCGUUCCUCUCUUCUAACUUAUAUCUGCGGAUGCGAGGCCAUCGCGUGUGCUGCCACAUACGCAGUUGCGAGUCGUUACAUGGAAGCAGAGCUCCGCCCACCAUGGAAAGAGGUGUAAACUUCCCGCUACGGAAUUUACCUGGGUCGCUCUCAGUGUUUACUGCGAAUAGAAUUUCUGACGACUGCAUUUGCUUUAAAAGUUGUUAUAUGUUAUCGCACAAUAUUUAUUGUUACUGUUCAUCACAUUGAACUCGGUCACGAUCAGCUCAACUACAACGCGACAAACCAAAACGAUCACGCUAAGGACCAUGAAGACAUUGUCACCCAGAACCUAUUUGUGCGCGGUGUGUACGCUGUGCCUCUGGUGUGUCUUCCGAGAGGCGCUCCACGACGCGGACUCGGGCCCGGAGCCUGCGGCCUUAAGGACACCCAGGCCGCUUACCCGUCGGUCCUCACAUCCCGACGUCUUCCUAGCCGACAAUUCGGAGCAAGGGCGUUUCUGGCGUACACAGUUUCUGAAGACAGCGGCUAGGGUAUCGAACUCCAGCCUCUCUCCCGGACCUAAUCCUGCCGGGCUGAACCUAGGCCCAACGCACCUCACCCAGGUCAUUCCAGGUGCGUGGAGGGUCUGGGAAGCCCUUGGGGGUGCCGCUAAAGUUUUGCGUCGCUACCUGACCACACCCACGGCAUCCUGUGUGAGGCUGGUUAGGAUGGGAGGCUCAUCCUGCGUCAGGAGGCUCGACGGCGAUAAGCUCAUCUGCCUCGAUCCGAGAUUCGGUAUUUCCCCCAACAGGAGGACGCUUCACUCGCCCUCAGCUUGCUUGGUGCUGUCAGUAGGCGUGGGCCAUGACCUCUCUUUUGACCUCGCUAUGACCCAGCUCGGCUGUCGGGUCCACGCUUUCGACGAUGAUGAGUCCUACAGAUCUUGGAGCCAAGAUCAGGGAGAAGGACUGAGCUUCCAUCGGGGUCGCUUGGGGAUUCGCUCCGGGGCCUUCACUUUCUGUGACCAGGACAAGGGAAUCGCCUCCUGUGCAACAUUCACGCACUACACACUGAAGAGCCUAAGAAAUAUAUCGGGAUAUGACAAGUCUCGACGUCUGCACUACCUCAAAGUGGACAUCGAGGGAGCCGAGUGGGACGUUCUGGCGCAGGCGGUGAAGGAGGGAUGGCUCGACGAAGUGCACCAGCUGGCCGUGGAGAUCCACCUGGAGGACCUGCGGGACCCAGAGCUGAGUGAGGCCGAGAAGAUGGACGUCGCGGCAGCCUACUUGGGCGUGCUGGCCAUGCUGGAGGCGAGCGGCUUCAGCCUGGCCGCCUUUGCCCCCAACGUCAGGAACCCCGAGGCAUGCGCGCUCGCCGGGGUGUCCGUCCCCUGCUAUGCUGAGGUCCUGUGGCUGCGGCAAUGAUCUGAGCCGAGUUGCGAUUAAGAUUCGAUUAGAACAAAGCUGAAUGAGGCUGUGAUCAAUCAGGUACCUUGUCGGUUAAUUGGAACGGUAAACAAACAUACAUACACACACGCGCACACAUACACACACACUGUGUUCUGUAUUUGAUGUAUGUAUACAAUUUAUACACACAAUUCCUGUUGAAGUAUAAGUUCACACUGUAGAGAAAUAUACUCAAUAUGUUUGUGUAUAUUGAUGCAUUCAUGUUGAUAUGUAAUCGUAUAUGCAUUCACUUAAACAUUCUUAUUGAUUUGUACUUGUUUUUAUACAUCCUUAAUUUUUUCUAUAUGCAUUUUAUUUUUACUUAUGCCAACAUGUAUGUUUAUAUGCAUUGCUAUGGAUAGAUAAAUAAAUAUAGAAAUUGUCAUUCUGUGCUUAAUAGG